Messenger RNA from Fraxinus pennsylvanica, 1851 nucleotides. The record is from the annotation of a GenBank genome assembly. NCBI's taxonomy places the organism in Eukaryota, Viridiplantae, Streptophyta, Magnoliopsida, Lamiales, Oleaceae.
AUGAUUGGAUGUAUGAUCUCUUUCUACAAGAAUCGACACCGUCUAUUGGACUGGUACACCGAUCUCCUCUCUGUUGCACCCACACAGACUAUCACAGUAUCCCGACUCGGUGCUCGACGUGCCAUUGUUACAGCAAACCCUAAAAAUGUAGAAUAUAUUUUGAAAACAAACUUUUGCAACUUCCCGAAAGGCAAACCCUUCCAAGAAAUUCUUGAAGAUUUUCUUGGUAAUGGUAUUUUCAAUGUGGAUGGAGAUCUUUGGUACAACCAAAGGAAGCUAGCUAGCCAAGAAUUCUCAGCUAAAUCCUUGAGGGAUUAUGUUGUAAAUUCACUCAAAGAAGAAGUAGACUCCAAGUUACUGCCAUUGCUGGAAUCAUUGGCAAAUGACACUAACAAAACAUUGGAUUUGCAGGAUUUGUUAAGAAGGGUUACAUUUGAUGUUGUCUGUAAAGUUUCAUUAGGGCAUGAUCCAUGUUGUUUGGACCAUUAUUCUCUGCAAAAUUCACCUCGUAUUAUCGAAGCAUUUGACAUGGCAUCAGAGAUAUGUGCAAGAAGAGGUGCGGCACCACUGUCUGCCUUGUGGAAGGUCAAGAAAUUCGUUGGGAUCGGGUCAGAAAAGAGGCUUAAAGAAGCCAUUGUGCAAAUCCACAUAUUUGUGGGAGAUAUCAUUCAUGACAAGAAGAGAAAGUUGAGUGAAAGUAGACGAGGAGAUGAUGAACAAGAUCUUUUAUCGAAAAUGAUAUUAGGUGGCAAUGAAGAAGAUUUUAUGAGAGACAUGAUGAUAAGCUUCAUCAUGGCAGGGAGAGACACAACAUCGGCGGCAAUGACUUGGCUCUUUUAUCUAUUUUCAUGCCAUUCAGAUGUAGAACAUGAGGUGGUGAAGGAAUUAGGGUUUGUCGUUAACAAUGAUAAUGAAAAGUUAUCACAAUAUGAAAUCUUGAAAGAAUUGAAAUUCUUAAAGUCUUGCAUUUGUGAGUCUAUGAGGUUGUAUCCACCAGUUGCGUGGGAUUCAAAACAUGCUCUUUCCGAUGACGUCUUGCCGGACGGCACCCCAGUCCGAGCCGGAGACAGGGUUACUUAUGUCCCCUAUGGUAUGGGGAGGAUGGAAAACUUGUGGGGAAAGGACCGAUUCAAUUUCAAACCGGAGAGAUGGAUUUCUGAAAUGGAACAAGGAAGAAUAAAAGCAUUAAAGAAUAUAUGCCCUUACAAGUUUCCAGUGUUUCAAGCCGGUCCAAGAGUUUGUCUUGGUAAAGAAUUUGCUUUCAUUCAAAUGAAGUACAUUGUCGCUUCCAUAUUGAAGCGGUUCAAAUUUAGACCGGUUUCCUCUGACCGGCCAGUAUUUGUGCCACUUCUCACUGCGCACUUGGAAGGAGGCCUUAACGUAUUUGUACAGAAAAGGGUUCCUCGUAGUGCUUUGGAGGAACGAAGGUUCUUAUUUUCUGUUCUCUCUGCACUUGAUGACUUGGUAAACCAAUUGGAUGAAGCGAUUCGAAAUGAGUGGGCAGCUUUAGACACACCAAAAGGUGAGAAUUUAGAUCGUGAGAGUGAACCUCUUGAUUUUAAUAUUACUAUCAAUGAAACUGCGGCAGCCCAGCCCACUCCUGCUGAGGGAGCACAUGAUUUCCAUAAGCUUGAAGAGGAGGAAAUCGUGAAGUUAUUGCAAAGUGAUGCUGUUAGGGUUGGGAAACCAAGAGAUGUAGAGGCCUCCAAGGAGAGCUGUGGCAUUGCUAAUGUAGCUGUUGGUAACAUGACCUUGUCUGGUGAACAAAGACCAGACGACAGUGAUAUUUUAGUGGAUAAUGAGGUAUUGAAGUCAUUAAGGAAGCACUUGAAUAUGACAAAGUCGGGAUGA